CUCUUUCUCUCUCCGGUUUAUCUCCAUGUCUCUCUCCCUCUCUCCAUCCCCAGCAAGGCUCUUCAGUCUACUUUGCGCAUGUACAGACAGCCAAAUAGAGCAUUGCAUCGACUCCAAGAUGGCGAAAACACGUCUGGCCUGGCUCUUGACUCUCCUCUCAACUCAGUGCUACCUGAGCGUGUUGGCAGUCGUGCUGAAGACAAAUAAUGCCUCACCGUGGACAAAAGAGUUUGACAAAGUUGAGCUAUCAUGUGAGAUUGAGUCCAUUUCCACAAUCAAUCCCAGAAUUGAAUGGAAGAAGAUAACAAGCGGGGGGCCAAGCUAUGUCUACUUUGACAAGAAGAUCUCAGGUGGCCUUGAGAACAGAGCAGUGAUCAGAGAACCUGCCACGUUACUGAUAACCAACGCCACGAGAUCAGACACAGCCAAGUAUCGAUGUGAGGUCACUGCUGCAGACGACCACAAGUCCUUUGAUGAGAUUGUGAUUGACCUGGUUGUAAGAGUGAAGCCAGUUGUGCCAAAGUGCAGCGUCCCGAAAUCGGUGCCUUUCGGGAAGUCGGCUGAGCUGAGCUGUGUGGAGGAGGAGGGCUUCCCCAAGUCUCAGUACCAGUGGUUCAAGAACAUGGAGGAGAUCCCCGAUGACCCAAAGACCAGUGUCAAGUUCUUCAACUCCUCAUACACGCUCAGUACAGAAACAGGAACUCUGAAGUUCAUUUCAGUCAGGAAAGAAGACGCAGGCGAGUACUAUUGUCGAGCGAAGAAUGAUGCAGGGCAAGCUCAGUGUGCACCCCAGAAGAUGGAAGUGUAUGAUAUUGACAUUGUGGGGAUCAUCCUGGGAGUGCUGGUGGUGGUCGUUGUGCUCUUAUGUAUAACGGUGGGCAUCUGCUGUGCUUACAAACAAGGCUACUUCUCCAGCCAAAAGCAGACGGGGAACAAUUACAAAGUCCCAGCUAAAGGAGAUGGAGUGGACUAUGUCAGGACGGAGGAUGAGGGGGAUUUCCGACACAAGUCAUCGUUUGUGAUCUGAGAAAGACGACGGGGGCUGUUGUGCUGAGUGAAAGCUGUGACACACGGGUCUGCCCUCCACACUGUCCGACCACGGAGCUGCCGCAGUUCGUGCACCGAGCUCUCAGCCUGCCUGAAAUCCAAUUACACAAGCUUGCCAAAUGUGGUGGGAUUUCUUAUGACAAUAAUGUGUAAAAAAAUAAUAGUAUGUGCAUAGGGACUGAGAUUCAUUUAACUUUAUUAUCUUCAACUGAGUUCUUUUGCUAAAUUCUGGCGUUCUUCAGUUACAGUGAUUGCAUGGUUUUAAACACUAAAGCAGGCGGCGAGCAGGAAUCAUGUGUUUGUUGUGUCCAGUAGAACAGUCAGUCUAUCAUGACAGCUCUGUCUACUGGCAGCAUUCAGUUUCAAACCUUUUGUCAUUUCUAUAACAUUUCUUUUCUACUGUUAAAAUUUGUCAGACUAUUUUUGAUGGAAUAUAUUUUAAAAUGCCUAUAUAUAAAGGUUUACUUUUUUAAGUAUUUGUAAAUGACUAACAUGUUUUUUUUUUUUGUUUUGGGGGGGGGGGGGGUUAAAAGAAAUGAUGUAACACAAACCCCUUUGCAUAAAGUUGUAAGCAUUUACACCUUUGCAGAUGAAAGAAACAAAUGAAAAUUGGCUCGUAGUAGCAUAUCGGCGGUCUUACAUAUUGAAUUUGUCAGCUGGGAUUGUCCAGUUUGUGUCAUGACAGAUUUCCAUGUUGAUGUUUGUAGAUAGUCUUAGUAAGAUGCUUUGAAGAGUGCCAGUCAAAUGCUGUGAAACACUGUACACGAUCAGUGCUGCGUUUUCUUGAUUUUAAGUGUCCUUCUCUGCUUGCUGUUAAUCUUGUAUAUAUUGAAGUUGCUGUCGAGUUUAGCUGUCAUACAUAUGUAGAUUACUUCACUAUAUUAAUCAUAAUUAUAUUAAUACAGGGUUUGUAUGUUAACCUUCCAGACCCCAAAGGAAGAUAGACAAGAAUGAUUGUGGACUGUUGACAAAGUAAAUGGUACUUAAAAUAGUUUCUGCUGAUAAGCAAGACAAAGCUGUUAGCGGGUUAUUUAAACUACUAAAUCUUCAGCUGGUACUGAAAGUCCCAACAACAUGAGGUAGAGCACAUGCUGGAACAGCGUUUUUUACAGAGUUAACUUGUACACAUGGCACAGCUGCUUUGUGUUUCAGCUGUGUGACUCAGCCACCGGAGCCAGUGGCUUACUCACAACUGUGUGUUUGAUUUCACCAGAUGUGCAACAGCACAUUUUAGAAGAGUCCCAGGAGCAACUCUGCGCUUAUCAGUCACUCAGCAUAGUGAUUUAGUAUUCAGAAUAAAAGACCCUGUUCAGGCUCAAAGCUCUGCGUCUCAGACCUUUCAGCAAGAUUUGAAGCCGGGUGGAGAACAGAGCGAAACACGUGACACGACGACAGACCUGCAUCUGGUUUAUUCCUGGGUUUAGCGACUGGAUGUUUUAAUUGGAGAGAGAAAAAAUCUUUCAGGUGAAGCUUUUUGUGUUUUCUGAGCAAAGCUGAAGGUGAGCAGAACUGAGCUGACAGCAGUGUUACAGUGAGAUUCGGCUGUCGGGGGUCUGGAGGGUUAACGCUUGUACUAAUUGUAAAUAGCUAUUUGGCGUUUUUUGUUUGUUUGUUUUUUCUCUUUCGCAAGAUCAUGUAAAGUGAAAAAAUGUUUUCAAAACUCCAGUUUGAGGCGAUAUGAAACUCUUUCCAUUUGUAGGACUGAAAGAAGGGUAACAUUUUAUCAGAUCAUUCAGAACACGUGAGCAAGAGCUUCUUGAGGCAGUUUUUUAAAAGCAUUGAGAACAAACAGUUCUCUCCCUCAGUGUUCGCUCUCUAACCAGACUUUUAAAGGCAGCUGAUGUCAGUUAGUAUUCGUGUAACCUUCAUGCAGAUAAGAAGAAUCUCUUGUUCAGCUGUGCUCGAGGUUUUCAACAGAGGAAAUGCGGUCAAAUGUUAACCAAUUAUCAGUCGUGGUAGAGACGAUCUGCCGGUCAUUUGCACAUCAACACUAAAUCUAACAUGUUCCACUGUGGAAGUGUACAAUUAGCCCAAAUAAGGUCACAAAUGAGUCCUGCUGCAGUUGCACAGUGUGGUGAGAAUCAGACAUUUCACCUCGUCAUUUGUGCAUAGUUCAUUCCUCUUGAGUGCCUUCAGGCUUCACACUAGUGCGGUUUCUCGUGCACGGUCCCACCUCUAUCUUCUGCCAUGCAGUCACGGGCUUCGUGUUUUUCCUUUUCUUUAACCACAAGCGCGGCGUUUGAGAGGAAUGAUGACACCAAAAGUCUCCACUCCCCUUCUUUACAUAUCUGCAAAUUUGUAAAUAGCUUUUUACAUAGAUUGGAGCUGUAGACGCGUUGAAGUGAAAAAUAAUAGUGCCUCUAUAUUGUGGGGAUUAUUUUUAGUAAAGACAUAUAGCACUAUUAGAAAAAAACAAAAGAUUGAAACCCACAGCAGAGCGGUUUCUGUGAGCUCUGGUUUAUAAUGUCUUUAUCCAGGUUUUCUAACACUGAUUGGUAUUUCAAAAUAAAAUCCCUAAACAAAAUUUGAAAGACCAAUUUAGUCAGUACUGACUUUUUUCUUUUUAUUUUGUGUAUGUUAUUUAUUCUUCUCUGUGCUGGCGGGGAAAUGUUUCAGGUCUUCACAACACUGUUUAAACCAGGGGUGUCAUACUCAGGGUCAUAAGACCGGCCCGCUGGACUUCUUUCACACAUUUCGGACUUUUAAAUGUAUUUUCAUAAAUUUUGCAGCUUGUCCUAGCGAUGAGGACGUCUCCCACAGUCUUUCAUACUACAUCAAAGUAAUAGAUAAAUAAUGAAAUGAUAGAAAAGUUACUUCUUUUUUCCACUAUCUAAAGUACAAAAGCCUGUAUCCACAGUAAAAUAAGUAAAACUGGACAUUUUUUGUGAAUUAACAAAAACUUGCUCUGCUCCAGGACAGUCUGGACUAUGAGCGACCAGAACUUUUUCUGUCAUUUUACACAUUUGCUUUUUUACAAUUUAAGCCCAAAGAGUCAUGCUGGCAUGUGUUUUUUAUUAUACAGCAGAGCAGCAUUUCUUUAUCGUGUAGUAAAACAGACGUGCUGGUGAAAUUGCACUUGUUUUUCGUAUACUGAGAUAUUGCAGGGAUUAAAUGUGCAGCUACACUUAUUUACAUUUACAGAAAGGGAAUUUUUACUGGUCUGGCCCACUUAAGAGCAAAGUGUGACCCCUGAUGUAAAAUGAGUCCGACAUCCCGGGUUUAAACAUUUACCCUAUACAAAAACGAGGCGACACAGUUGGUGUCAGGAAACACCAACCUUGUGUAGCGUUAAGAACGGCACCAAUCUACAAGAAAGGAAGAUGAAAUUAAGAGCUGACCCAUUCAAUGAUAAAGGAGCUGGGACUCUGCAAGAUGUAAGUGAAGUUUAUAAUCCAGAGUUCAUGGACAGUUAAGCUCACAAACAGCAAGGAAGUCUUGUGUCGCAUCUUUACACGGGUCUGCGCUGACCCGACAGGGAGUCCUGAGCAAGUGAGUCUGCAGGAUGAUGUUUCCAGGCAGUGAUGGUGGAGGUUAUAUUGGCAGGUUUACUCUGUGCUGUCUUUCAGUUUAAGGAUGGCUGCAUUCCAGUGAUCCAGCUCUGCUGGAAGACUGGUCUAUAGCAUACCUGAUCCUCUGAUCCAAACGUACACACAGCAGAAUGUCUUUUUGGGGCCUGCUUGGGUUAUUUUUUGUUCAUUUUAGAACCACUCUAUUUGUGAUUAAUAAAACUCACUUCUAAUAUCA
This is a messenger RNA of Oreochromis aureus, 4791 nucleotides long. RefSeq names its product junctional adhesion molecule 3b (gene jam3b). Lineage: Eukaryota; Metazoa; Chordata; Actinopteri; Cichliformes; Cichlidae. The record is from RefSeq and is a predicted model, not a curated record. Gene Ontology annotation, biological process: cell adhesion; angiogenesis. The transcript has 9 exons. Gene Ontology annotation, molecular function: protein homodimerization activity; protein heterodimerization activity. The coding region runs from base 26 to 1027 and encodes 333 amino acids.